AUGGCGAACCUUCUGUCAAGCUGCAUCAUUGUAAAUUCUGAAAUCCCCCAAAGCUAUAUCUUUCCUCCACAAAGAAGACCACCUCUAUCUGGGAAAAUUGACGUUCCCAUCAUUGAUCUUCAAGAUGAAAUGAAUUCAACCAAGAAUAUUAUGAAGGCCAUUCAAGAUUUUGGAUUAUUUCAGGUAAUAAAUCAUGGGGUUCCAAAAAAUGUAACAGAUGAAGCAUUGAAAGUAUUUAUGGAAGUAUUUGAAUUAGUUCCAGAAGAAAAAUCCAAAAUAAACAUGAUAGAAGAUAAAAAGGAAAUAUGUAGAAUAUACUCAAGCAGCUACAAUUUUGACCAUGAAAAGUUUCACUAUUGGAGGGAUGUUUUGAAGCACCAUUGUAGCCCUCUUCAUGAAUGUAUCAAAUUUUGGCCUAAAAAUCCUGAAAAUUACAGGGAGACAGUGGGAGUAUAUGUUACAGCAUUAAAGGAAGUGGGGUCAAGGAUAUUAGAGAAGAUAUCAGAAGGAAUAGGACUAGAGAAAGGAUACUUUAAAAAUGAGCUAAGCCAAGAUAACAUCUUGACCGUAAAUCACUACCCACCAUGUCCUGAUCCAAGUCUAACCUUGGGAUUAACUAAGCAUUCUGAUCCCAACUUAAUAACUAUUCUUCAAGCACUGCCUGUUGAUGUUCCUGGGCUUGAACUCUUUAAGGAUGAACAAUGGCUCAGUUUUUCUACUGUUCCUCAUGCUUUUAUCAUCUUUGUUGGCAAUCAACUUGAGGUAGUGAGCAAUGGGAAGCUGAAAGCAGCAGUACACAGAGUGAGCAACGCGAUCGAAGCGAGAACGAGUGCAGCCUUCUUCAUUAAUCCAUCAUAUGAAUGCAUUGUAGAGCCUGCAAAAGAGCUUCUUCAACAACACAACAAUCCUCCAUUGUAUAAGGCUUUCAAAUAUAAGGAUUUCUUUAAAGUGUAUACAAGUCAUGAUGGGGAAAGGCAUGCUAUACUAGAAGACUUUGGUUUUAAGAUCACAUCUGGAUUUAGUGCUUAAAGUUUCUAAAUUUAUACAUGUUUAUUGUGGUUUAAAUAUUGAGUAUUUAUGAAUAAUAAAAGCAGAAUUCUAGCUUUUACUCUGGAUGGUUCUUUGGUAUUGAUAUGAUAUCAGAAGCCAACGUAUGAAAUAUCACAUAUUUAAACUUUAAAUCACAUUCACCCGCAUUUCAAAUGCAAUAGUUAGGGUCAGCCACCAAAUACAACCUAAAAAUGGAAUGUGUUUUAUGUACAUGAAUCAAACUUAUUUUUAUGCCAAAAAUUAUGCACAAGAAAAAAUUUCAAAUGUGUUUUCUCCUUAAGUCAACAUAAAGGAGAAAAUAGACCUAAAGUUAUGUACCAAAAAAAUGCCCAAGUAAUGAGGAUCAAGCGAACAAGAAUCAAUUCACAUAAUAGUGUUCAGGCUAAGU
Molecule: messenger RNA, 1438 nt
Organism: Amaranthus tricolor (Joseph's coat)
Lineage: Eukaryota; Viridiplantae; Streptophyta; Magnoliopsida; Caryophyllales; Amaranthaceae
Product: hyoscyamine 6-dioxygenase-like
Exons: 5
Coding region: 1-1029 (342 amino acids)
Source: RefSeq, a predicted model, not a curated record